AUGAAUAAAAUUGUCAAGAAGCUGUUGAAACGGCAGCUUGACAAAGCCAAAGGAGCCUGGCCGGAAAAGCUUCCAGAGGCGCUAUGGACCAUCCGGACAUCCUACCGAACGGCAACUGGGGAAACACCAUUCUCCAUGGCUUUCGGUACAGAGGCGGUAGUCCCAGUAGAAAUCGGAGAGCCUUCCUACCGAACGGAAACCUUCGCACCGAAAGCGAAUGAGGAGGCGCUUGCUUUGAGCCUCGACCUGCUCGAAGAACGCCGAGCACAAGCCAACCUUCGAAACGAAGCUUACAAGCAACGCGUCUCUCGGUACUAUGACUCCAUGGUCAGAUCCCGCUCUUUCCGAAUCGGAGAUUGGGUCAUGCGGAAAGUCUCUUUGGCGACCAAGAAUCCCACGGAAGGAACCCUCGGAUCUUCCUGGGAGGGACCCUAUGAAAUCAUCGGUAUCCAGCGAUCGGGGACAUAUCGACUCAGAGACUCCAACGGAAAGACCCUCGGUCAUCCUUGGAACGUAGAGCAUUUGAAGUACUACUUCAAAUGA
Prunus armeniaca (apricot) is the source of this 543-nucleotide messenger RNA. Lineage: Eukaryota; Viridiplantae; Streptophyta; Magnoliopsida; Rosales; Rosaceae. The record is from the annotation of a GenBank genome assembly.